Drosophila bipectinata is the source of this 1146-nucleotide messenger RNA. NCBI's taxonomy places the organism in Eukaryota, Metazoa, Arthropoda, Insecta, Diptera, Drosophilidae. The record is from RefSeq and is a predicted model, not a curated record.
AUGUUAAGAAGUUUGGUUGCGGAUGCAAGAGGCAGAACGCCGGUGGUUAUCGGAGGGGACUUCAACGCCUGGUCCCCGGAGUGGGGAAGCCGAGCACCGAACGAGAGGGGUACCAGUCUCCUGAAACACUUCGCGGCACUGGACGUGGUUUUGGCCAAUAGAGGCCAAAAGCUGGCGUACAGUAAGACAGAGCGUGAAUCAAUCAUCGACAUCACCUUCGUUAGCAGCGCACUAAUAAGAAGGUGCAACUGGGAGGUCAGUGAUGCUUUUACUUUCAGCGACCACCAGGCCAUACACUUCACCCUUGGAGGGACGCUGGACCGGUCUUCAUCAUCCUCCCCGGAGGGAGCAGCGGAGGAACUCUCAGGAGCACUAGCACAUGCUUGCGACAGUGCCAUGCCUAGGAGGAAACCCAGCAGAAGAGGAGCAUCAGUAUAUUGGAGGAACCUGAACAUUCAGCGACUAAGGACCGCCUGCCUGCGGGCAUGCUUCCAAAGGGCAAGAGGCUCAGAGGAACUAACUACCAGUACAGAGGAGUUCAAGGCAGCUAAGAGGGCCUUGAAACUGUCUAUAAAAGCCAGCAAACGCGAGUGCUUUAGAAAAAUCUGCGACAAGGCGAAGGUGGACCCAUGGGGCACAACCAACAAGUGGAGGCUCUGUUCCCGAAGCACCCGCCAAAAAAAUGAGACUAUACCAGCCGAUGAUGGGGAGCCGUUUACGCCAGUUACAGAGGAGGAGAUCCGGAACUACGCAAAAAAGAUUAAGGUUAGAAACACUCCAGGACCAGACGGAGUGCCAAAUUCCGUCCUGAGGCAGGCCAUGCAGGAGAAACCAGAGGUCUUCGCUAAGACCUUCAACAAAAACAUGGCAACAAACAAAGAACAAGGCAAGGCAAAGAAACAAUAUGUCGUAUCAGGAUUCAGGUCCAUAUGUCUCUUAGACACAGUAAGGAAAGUCCUCGAGAUGGCCAUAGUUUAUCGCGUCUCAAAAUUCGCUGAGGCCAAAGGAACGCUCUCGGUAAGCCAGUACGGUUUCCGGAAGGCGCGCUCCACGAGGACACUGCUGUACGACACGGACGAAGGACCAAAAUCCUAUGAGGUGACUGCGGGGGGGCCGCAAGGAUCGGUCCUCGGGCCGCGUCUUUGA